AUGGACUCUUUUACCGGAAACGGCUCAAACCAAGCCACAUCCAACAACAACAACAACCAGCAAAAAGAAGAUUACCUCGACAAGGGCCUUGACGCUGUAGAGAAGAAGUACGGCGGUGCAUCAACUGAAGACACACAAAGGUAUCGGGGUGUGAAUGAGAAGAUUACCGAUGGUGCACGCAACAUGUUUGAAAAGGCGACUGGCAAGGAUGUCCCCGACAAGUUCUCCAACUGA
Molecule: messenger RNA, 234 nt
Organism: Bipolaris zeicola 26-R-13
Lineage: Eukaryota; Fungi; Ascomycota; Dothideomycetes; Pleosporales; Pleosporaceae
Exons: 2
Coding region: 1-234 (77 amino acids)
Source: RefSeq, a predicted model, not a curated record